CGACAUUUUUUAAUAUUAUUAGAAAUGAAAAGUGGACCUGAAUAAAAUGACUGAUAAUACACCUCUUCUUAAUCCUUUAACUUCUUCGAGUACUACAUCUCGUCAAUAUAUUGAGACGGAGCUUAAUACAAAUGAAAAUUUGGAGAAUAAUUUGAAUGAUGAAGUUUCAAAUAAGCCUUUUCUCGAUAAAUUUGAUAAAAAUAUUGCGAAAAAUGUUUCUAUUAAUAUAGUUUUUAUCUCUUCAUGGUUUUUUUUUUCAAUACUUUUAUCUUUAUAUAAUAAAUGGUUGUUUUCGGAUAAGCAUCUAAACUUUACAUUCCCUUUAUUUGCAGGAUCUAUUCACAUUGUAAUUGAAUAUUUUUUUUCUAUCAUUAUUAUGAAAUUAUUUCCUCAGUUUCAGCCGCCAAGUAAUAGUUUUGAAAUGAAAGAUUAUUUAACAAAGAUUAUUCCAUGUGGUGUGGCUACAAGUUUAGAAAUUGGAUUUUCAAAUGCUUCACUGAAAACCAUAAGUUUAUCUCUCUAUACCAUGUGUAAAUCUUCAUCUCUUGGUUUUGUUUUAUUAUUUUCCUUUAUUUUUGGGCUAGAAAAAGUGCGCAUAUCUCUUAUUAUUGUUAUUGUUAUUAUGAUGAUUGGAGUUGUUAUGAUGGCAUCAGCGCAAACAGAAUUCAUUUUUCAAGGAUUUCUAAUGGUUAUUGCAGCGUCUAUCUUUGGAGGACUGAAAUGGUCACUCGUUCAGAUACUAUAUGCAGAUAACUCUGUUGCUUUUAAUCCAAUUUCAUUUAUAUAUUUUUUAUCUCCAUCUAUUUUCUUUUCUUUAGUCAUUUUUUCGCUAUUAAUAGAAGGUUUAAAGGAUAUAGUGUAUACAUCUUUUUGGGAUUACGGUGUUAAUUCUUUAGUAAUCUUGAUAUUCCCUGGAAUUAUUGCUUUUGCUAUGAUUGUUAGUGAAUAUUGGCUAAUUAAAAGAACAAGUAUCAUAACACUUUCAGUUGCAGGAAUAUGUAAAGAGGUUAUAACUAUGGGUGCUUCUGCUAUUAUUUUUAAGGAUCAUCUCGAGUUGAUAAAUAUCUUGGGUUUUAUUGUAACAAUUAUUGGGAUUAUAUUAUAUAAUAUUAUGAAAUAUUAUGCAUUAAAAGAAGAAUUACUUUCUCAAAAACUAGAUUGCAAAACUGUUCCUUUAGUUACUAAAAGCAGAUCACCUACUAGAGUUUCCCUUCAAGAUACUGAAAAUUUAGUAAAAGAGUAAGCAAGCAUAAAUUUUAUAUUAUUUAUGCAUUUUAUUAAAUAACGAG
Messenger RNA from Pneumocystis carinii B80, 1289 nucleotides. RefSeq lists its product as hypothetical. Gene Ontology annotation, cellular component: cis-Golgi network; endoplasmic reticulum-Golgi intermediate compartment; Golgi apparatus. The coding region runs from base 47 to 1243 and encodes 398 amino acids. Gene Ontology annotation, biological process: UDP-glucose transmembrane transport. The transcript has 8 exons. Lineage: Eukaryota; Fungi; Ascomycota; Pneumocystomycetes; Pneumocystales; Pneumocystaceae. Gene Ontology annotation, molecular function: antiporter activity. The record is from RefSeq and is a predicted model, not a curated record.